Molecule: messenger RNA, 1035 nt
Organism: Menidia menidia (Atlantic silverside)
Lineage: Eukaryota; Metazoa; Chordata; Actinopteri; Atheriniformes; Atherinopsidae
Source: the annotation of a GenBank genome assembly
AUGUCCGUCUCUAUUCCAGGUGAAGCACUCAUUGAACGGACUGCGUCUAUUGGAGGCUCAGUAACCAUCAACUGCAAAUAUGCAUUAGAGGAAGAAUCCAGCACCAGAUACUUCUGCAGAAACAACAGAAACAUUAGCUGUGAAAAGGUUAUAUCAUCUCCCGCUGAAAAAAUGACAAAUGAAGGUAGGCUUUCUCUCACAGACGACAAACAAAAAAGAGCCUACAGCGUGACCAUCUCCACCCUGACUCAGGAAGAUGAUGGAAUAUACUGGUGUGCCAUGGUAAGAGGUAUCGACGAUCCCCCCACAUGCCUGAGUGAAAUCCAUCUCCGUAUUCUGAACUGGGAUGACAUGGAACCCACAACAAUAACUCCCGAUCCCCCGGGGACAGCAAAAAUUGAAUGUAAAUACCCCGAAAUGCUCACGGAAAGCAAGAAAUUCCUGUGCAAAGGGGAUAAUCCUUUCAACUGCCAGGAGUUAAUCUGUACAAAUCAAGAGAGCAACAAUGUAAACGACGGAAGGUUUACUUUGAGAGUAAACAAAAGGUUAAAGCACUUCUAUGUGUACAUCAAAGACCUGAACAGAGAAGACUCUGGGACGUACUGGUGCGUCUCUGGAGACAGCGAAUACACCAAAUUCCAUCUUUCUGUGGGCAUCAUUGCUGGCGUCGUUGUGGGUCUGGUUUUCUUGGCCGUGGCUUUGAUUCUACUGAUACUGUGCAGACAGAAACUCUUCAAGACGCAAGCUUGUUGUGCUGCAGGGGGACCUUCCACGCAGACUGAUGCUGAACAGAGCACAGAGGGAAAUAAUGGAGAUCACGGUUAUGAAGAAAUCCAGCUGCAGAAACAGCAAACUAACCCGGUGCAGUCCGUCUACGCCACCGUCAACCCCCCCCCGGCCGACCAGCUGCACUACGCCAGCGUCAAUUUCCAUAAAGAUGGAGAAGCGAGCCCUGACAAGAAUAGGUGCUCUGCCUCUGGUGGUUCUGCAGAGACAACUCUCUACUCUACAGUCACGAAGCCAGACGACCACUGA